GAUUGUUCCUGUGUGGUUUCUGCUCCAGGCGUCCAACAUGGAGGCCAAACAGGAGUGGAUUAAGAACAUCAGGGAGGUGAUCCAGGAGAGGAUGACUCACCUGAAGGGGGCGCUGAAGGAGCCUGUUCAUGUGCCUCCAAAAACAUCAGCGCUGACCAAACCCAGGAACAACACCAAGAGAGAGGGAGGUGAAGAUGGAGACAGUCAGGGAGACGGCAGCAGCCAACCAGAUACCAUCUCCAUCGCCUCCAGGACGUCCCAGAACACGAUGGACAGCGACAAACUCUCUGGCGGCUGUGAGCUGACGGUCGUCCUGCAGGACUUCACGGCGGGAUGCAGCACCGAGAUGUCCGUCAGCACCGGUCAGACCGUGGAGCUUCUGGAGCGUCCGAGCGAGCGGCCCGGGUGGUGUUUGGUCCGGACCACCGACCGCAGCCCGCCACAGGAGGGACUGGUCCCCAGCUCCACUCUGUGUGUGUCCCACUCUCGCUCCAGCGUGGAGAUGGACUGCUUCUUCAGCUCAGGGAAAGGUAGGACAGACGGAUCCUUAACGACAUGCUGUCACUAAUCUGCUGCUCGACAUGAUCGUUAUGUCGUCUACACGUUCUCUAUAAGAGACCAGAAACAUUUAAAACAGUCAAAUAGAAAGAGAGGGCGGUCUUGAAGUCGUUCCCUCCUCACAGCGAGAACAGAUUCAUCUCAUCGCUUGUUACUCAAAGAGAAACUCCUGACUUCAUCCCACUUUCACAGAAUCCACGGCUGUGGAAGAAAGAGUCACAAGCAUCACACACAGCUGAUCUCAAUCCCAGUGUUGUCGGGGCUUUCCAGCUCCAAUGCUACAAAAUGCUCCUGUCCAACUGGCCAAUCACAGAUCACUAACAAACCCCCAUGUUUACAGAUGUGACAAUAAAAAUGUGCAGAUUCAUAGAAUUCAAACAAUCCUCUAAAAUGACGCUUAACCAGACGAAACAGAAAACCUUCUACAGUCAGGUUCACUUCAGGUGAUCUGAUCUGUGCUGCCCCCUACUGGAGAUAUGUCGACAUUACAACCUUAAACCCUCCCCCCCUCAGGCCUCCUUACCUGUGAGACACCCUGC
This is a messenger RNA of Labrus mixtus (cuckoo wrasse), 1097 nucleotides long. RefSeq names its product kalirin-like. NCBI's taxonomy places the organism in Eukaryota, Metazoa, Chordata, Actinopteri, Labriformes, Labridae. Bases 38 to 568 code for a protein of 176 amino acids. The record is from RefSeq and is a predicted model, not a curated record. Gene Ontology annotation, molecular function: protein binding. The transcript is spliced from 4 exons.